AGUGACGGCGCGCGGUCCCGUCUAUAGGCUGCGACCGAGUCUGCCGCCUUAUAUGCGGCGCUGCGGAGGCCUUGUGUUUGACGGUUACUAACAGUUUGAUAGCCGCGGCUAGCUCCGAGCUAGCGCCCGCCCCAGCCGCUGCUUUUAUACGGACACAAUGGGCAGAGCGGUAAAAGGAAAAGCGACACAAAGAAGCGGCUAGCAGCAAAAGAGCAACACAUCACGGAUGCGGGCUGUGCUCUGCAGAGAGGAGGGCACGGGGUUGUAUUUUUUUAAUGCCCGCUAAUUGCGGCUAAAGCUAUAGAGUCACAUUGGGCAGUUUUAAGACAUUUAACGCCUCGAGAGACGAGUUAAAGAACGUCUCAAACGGAACUCCGAGCUGCUCGCGCUGAAAUGUUGAUCUUUUGAUCCCGAAACUUCAUUAGAAGGGAUUUUAUGAGUCCUGGUUGGUGAAGGAAGGACUUCUAGAAGUUUUCCUGUGGGCUGUGUGUUCUGGAAGAUGCUGUGUAGAUCAUGGUGGAUCAGAUUGGUGCAGUUGGGCUGAGGUUGUUAGUUUCAGAGCAGAAAUUAUUUUUACUUUGAAAACUUAAAAACAGACAAGAAUUUAGAAACUCCAAAAAAACAACCAGGAGUUGGACUUUAAUGCAUAACUUUCUUCAAGAGCACAUGUAGGUCUUCAGACCCUAUCUGGGGUUAAUAUUAACUUUGGCUGAAGUUAUGUGGGACUGAGCAGCAUUUUUAAAUAUAAAGAUGAUAAAAAAAAAACAGAAUAGACUUGUUUUAGCUGCAUUUUGUUAUGACAGUGCAACAAACAACACUGACUUUACAAAGAAUCAGGGCUGCUUGCUCUUUUUCUCUAACUAGAGAGAUUCCAGUUAAUAAAAACGCAAAGAUUCUCUAAUAAAGAAGGAUUAAAGUGCUUUGUUCUUUUUAAACUCACAAUUCCAGGGAAGACUUGAAUAUCUGGUGAAAUGGAAGGGAUGGGCAAUGAAGCACAGCACCUGGGAGCCAGAGGAGAAUAUCCUGGAUGACAGGCUCAUUCUGGGUUUUGAACAAAAGGAACGGGAGAGGGAAAUCCACGGGCCCAAAAAACGUGGGCCAAAACCCAAAAACUUUGUGCCAAAGGGUCGCAGUCAGAAAGCAGAGCCCACCAGUCGCACCUCCAGCAGGCGGCAGAACACGCCUCGGUCCACCUCAACCACUUCCAGUCGAGCAUCUUCCUCCUCCUCCUCUUCCUCUGCUGCUGCUAAUGCUUUGCCAUUCUCCUCCUCGUCCUCGUCGUCAGCGCCGGCGCCUUCUCCCAAACUCAACUCUCUCGCGGCCACCCACAAGUUGAAGAAAGACAUUCACCGUUGCCACCGGAUGUCCAGGCGGCCCCUGCCUCGCACAGACCCCACGGGGCCCGCCUUUUCCAGUUCGAGUGGCAUCCAGUCCCGCAUGCACGUCUCCCCUUUCUCCGAGACCGUCCGCAUCCUGAACCGCCGGGUCAAACCCCGAGAAGUCAAGAGAGGGCGGAUAAUCCUCAACCUGAAGGUGAUCGACAAGCCGGGCAGGGGCGGCGCAGCGGGAUCCAGGAACGUUCAGACGGGUCGCCAAAACAUCCCGUCUCGUAAUCGCAUCAUCGGCAGGAAGGGGGAGGCCCCCUACAGACCUUUCCAGCCUCCUUUAAAGAUGCUGGGCUUCCCCAUGUACGGGAAGCCUUUCGGGCUGCAGUGUGGUGGGCCCAUGUCCUUUCACUCCCAAACGGGGUCCAGCUCGACUACAGGAGCCAGGGACGGCAACAGCAGGAUUUCACAGCACCAGGCACCGCUUCCAUCCUCUUCUUCUUCCUCCACCUCCACCACCGUCACAGCUAAACACCCUCAGCCUGCUGCAGAAGCCUCCAAGGAGUCAAAAUCCAGUAAAUCUCCAGAAACCCCAAAUGCCUCAUGUUCAGAAGCAAACAAAACCCCAGUCCGCCCCUCUCCUUCUCCAUCUUUGGAAGAUCAAGACGAAGAUGCCGUGGACUGCUCCGAAGCCUCUGAGGGAGCCAGAAGUCCUUGCCAGCACAAAGCUUCCUCCACGGUUUCCUCCUUGGCUCCAGAACAAUCCUCGCCCCUCCUUGAACCCAAAAGGGUCCCCGCCGAGGGAGACCCCGACUGGCACCCGGAAAUGGCACCAAGCUGCAAGGACGUGGUGGUCACUGAUGUAACCACCAACCUCGUGACCGUCACCAUAAAAGAGUUUCCCUCUCCGGCGUCAGGGCCCGCCUCGCCUUCCACUAGCGUCGAAAACGGCUCCACGCCUCCUCCCGCCGCAACGUCCGAGGACUCUUCCGUCCCGAAGCCAUAAGAGAUCCAAUAAUACAAACUGUAAUGCCAUUUGGGAUAGAAAACUAUAUAUAUAAAGUAUAUCAUGCCAGUGUUGCCACUUCAGCCCUGUCCUACCCGCUCUGCAGAGGGUUUGCCAUUAUUUGUUAGAUACUCAAUGAAAUACAGGGUUUCCCCCAGAGAACUUGCUGAACCCGGUGGUCAGUGCUCAACGCAGUCCACCAGCGGACCACCAUGUUUUUUUGUUAAAUAAUGCUAAAAGUUGACUGGAAACAAAUAUGCUCUCUCAUCAGUCUCUCUGCUCAUUCAGGGCAGACCUCUUAAAGCAAGACUAAGCCUUUAUCGUUACGCUUUUAGAGAGUUGCGUGCCGAGCAAGCGGUGAGUCUUUUGCACUCGACGUAUUCUUUGGUGCGGUACUCACUGAAAAGACCGCCUUCACAGAGGGAUCGUAUACAAGCGAAGCUGCUCUGCGCGAAAACCUUCCGAACAGGCAAUUUUGAGGGCAAAAUUAGCGGACUAUAAAAAUACAGAGGUGCACAAGCAGAGUGUUGAUUGGGCCGCCAUCUCGGCCUUGCACUCAGUUCAAUGCUUUAAAGGGGCAGUUUUAUGUAAAAUCUACUUUUUUGGGCUUCACAUUAUGUUAUAAUGUUCUCUCAUCAAAAACAUACCUGGAUGUUGCCUUGAUUCUUUUAUGCAUGUAUGAGAAAUCCUUUAAUCAACCAUUCAGCUGUGCAAAAGGGCUGGGUGAACCCAGCACCGCCUUCGAGACGCAACUCCUUUGAGCUGCAGUCUCCGAGCUUCUGCCUCUCUCACUCAGCUGCUUCAUUUAUUUUAACAAGUAGUUAACAUAGUUACUUAAUUCUGCUAUAAUACGGCACUGUGCGCCUGGAAACGCAUAAUACUGUCCCUUUAACGAUAAACCCAUCUUUGCUAUCAAUGUUAUUGAUCUGCUAAUAAAAAAGACGUUUUUAAAAAAAAAAAGAAAAAACAAGGAGCGCUUACUGGUUGGUGGUGGGGGGCAAGAAAAGCCUGGUGGCCCGCCAGGCUUAUGAUACUCCGGGGGAAACCCUCAAAUAUUAUGUAACUAAAUAACACCCAGCCAUAAAAUAGUACAAGAAAACAUAUUUUUUCAACAAAAAAAAAAAGAAAAGAAAAAGAGGCAGCUUGUAUGCCUUCUUGCCAUUUAGAUUGCCAUAUUAUAUCCAACUGGCGCCACACACAUGCCAGAAAACGAUUUGUUUUCUUUCACUUGAUACACACAUGCUGGGUUUCUGUUUGUCGCAAAUGCCAGUUGUCCUAACAGCGCGUCCCUCACCCAUCUGCUGUGCGGGCUCUCAUCAAGCACACUUGCUGGAAGUGAAAGGACUUUGCCCAUCACCAACAUGGACUCUCCGUUCCCAUGUUGGUCGCCAUCGGCAACACGAGGGGACGUCUGGUCGAGCUUUUGACCCCGCCGGACGCGAUCGGACUGGGGUUCCGAUGUUUUAACGGAGAGAUGUGGUUUUUUUGCACUUAGACUCUGAAGACUGCGUCAGCACAGCGAGGUGAAUGCGAUGCACUUGACCCGUUCAGUGAAGUCGAUCUGCUUCUCGAGGCCUUUUUAUUUCCCCCUCUCUUCAGUCUUACACACACGCGUACAAACGCAGAGUAGGAACGUAUUUAAAUGCAAAAGUUAACUUUUGAAUUCGCUAAAAUUCGUACUUCUUGCUUCAGUUUCUCCCACGCCUUCACAGCUCCCUUCUUCAGCUGCUUCAUUCGCUCUCAGCCUCUCAACCCAUGAAGGUCUUGAAGGUCCAGAAGCGACCAGCUAAACGAACCAACCACUGUAUCUGAUUCUGUGACUUUUAUGAGCCCAUGUUUCACAUCUGUGCAACAUUAGAGGCGGCUGUUUGGUUUUUCCACAUUUUCUCCCUUUUAGACCACAAACUUGAGAUGUUUGGAAUACACUAAAAACAAAGUAUGGCUUCAAUGUGAUGUGGGGGGUAAAAGAAGCAGGGUUUAGUAUUCACCCUCUGCUGAGUCAGCAUCUACUUCUGUCAAGCUCAGCCAGAUCCUGCAAAUUGUCUUUUAGGUUUUGUCUUGGAUUUUCUGCUAGGUGCCGUUUAAACUUGUGCAUUUUCAUUCACCCAUCCAGUUGUAGUUUUGGCUGAACAUUUGGGCUUGUCCUCAUUUUCUAGCCUGCAGCUCGUUUUCUUUCAGAACCGUCCUGUAUUUGGCUUUAUCCGUCUUCCCCACGCUUCAUGACAGCAGCUGCGUUUUCAUUACAAAUAAUACAUACAUAUGAUCAUAAUGAAUAAAUAAGACAUCAUACAUAAUUUCACUGAACUGAUCCAGAAUGGCACAGCAUUCUGGGUGAUGUAGGCAGAGCAAAGACUUAAGCUGCUCAACAUUUCACAGUCAGCUUAGUCAUUUUGGUGGCAUCAACUAACCCACUCACUCUUUGGUUUCCUACCAACAACCUUUUGACUAACUUUUCUCUGAGGAUGGAUCGAUAAUGAAAAUUUGAGCCGAUAUCGACGUCCAAUAUUAGCAUUGCUGUUAUGGCCGAUAAUAUAUAAUGGAAAAACUUACAUGACGAAGCUCCUGUCUCUUAAGAAACAAGAGGAAAUAAUUAAAGGUUGUUAAUAUUGGCACGAUACCAACAUAAUGAAAAAGGAUCAAUAUUGGCCGAUACCGAUGCUCUCGCUGAUAUAUCAUCCAUCUCUAUAAUUAUCGGCCAUCAAUAAUUGUCUGAAUGAAGGAGAAAGUGUAGCCAGAUAUUUAACUUUAAAUAUUUAUUUAGCUCACGAAGCGGAAAGCGUCAAAACAUUCAUUUCACUCAAACUCUUUCAUUUGACUUGUUUGUGUUGCCACUUCUGUCCCAAAUGAUCCAAAAUAUGUUUUUAUUUUGACGGAACAGUUUUCCGCCCUCAUGAUUCAAAAUAUUUCUCGAUCUCUUCUUCUCGUCCUUUAAAGCAAAGGAACCUCUGACGGUGAUCGAAUUUUUGGGCUCUCGGAUUCUUCUUCUCUGGUGUUUCCUGCUCUUCCCAGGCCUUCCCAGUCCUCCACUCGGUUCUGCGUUUUCUACCUUUUUUCCGCAUGCGUUGCCUUACAGCUGUGCUCCCGCUCUUCUUGCUUGGCUCUUUGGACAGCUGUUAGAUAGUCGCGACUUCAGCUUGGUGACUGUAAGGAUCUCAUUACUGUAAGAAGUUCACACUGUUUCUGAUUAUUUUUUGUUUUGUUUUUUUUGAAGGCACAGACGUAGAGGACGUAUCUGUAUGUUUGUUUUGUACCAGGUGGCUCUUGUCGUCAAUGCUACGUCAACACACCGCUGUUGGACUUAUUCCGUUAUACGAGAAGAAAUAAGUUAACUACCUUAACCACGAAUGAAGACGUCUGUCUCCUUUAAUCUUUUAUUUAACUCCAAACGUGCUGUGAACUAAUAAAAACAAAACAGCUUUUCUCUCCGCAUGGAGAGAUGAUUUCCAAAAUAUCUCUCAUGUUCUGUAUCUUUCUUCUCUUUUUCGGUGGUGGUGACACUAGCGGUUGGUAGAUGUUUAAGAUAUUAGUCUUGAAAGCGUUGCUUUUCUUCUCAUACGGGGUAGCACAACUCAACUUAGUGGCCUGUUAUGUAACCAAAUAGGGCUCUAUAUUCUCCUUAAUUUUUUGGUUUGUUUUUUUCGCCCUUUCAAAUUUUUUUGUACAUUCAUGUUGUAAUUUCCAAAUGCUGGAUCAGCAUGUAAAGGACAAACUGAAGGAUCCUCGUUUUAAUGUAUGAAUCGAAAAUACUCAAUUACGGAUUGUUGUUUUUUAAGCUUGUUUUUUUUUUCAUAUUUGUACUGUAUUUUAAUACGUGUCUGAAAUAUGCAUAAUUAUUUUAAUGUAAGGCUGUUUGAAUGAGCCAUUGUUAACGAUUGUUUUUUUUUUUCAUGUAUUGAGACUGCAGGCUGUUUUUGUGGUUUUAUGACGAUUUUGAAAUGAGUACAUUGCACCGAUGGUGACGAGAAGGAGGCGGAGGGCGAUGGUGACAUGAGAAAAUGUUUGUGAAGCAUGUUUUUGCAACCUCUUGCUGUACAGAUAAUGUAUUCGGUGAAACUGUUACGUGUUGUUUUUGUGUUUCUUGUAAAAAGCCUUUGAUUAAAAGCGCUCUAAAAAUG
Poeciliopsis prolifica (blackstripe livebearer) is the source of this 6446-nucleotide messenger RNA. It is a transcript of the gene cbx6a, whose product is annotated as chromobox homolog 6a. The coding region runs from base 988 to 2331 and encodes 447 amino acids. The record is from RefSeq and is a predicted model, not a curated record. NCBI's taxonomy places the organism in Eukaryota, Metazoa, Chordata, Actinopteri, Cyprinodontiformes, Poeciliidae. The transcript is spliced from 5 exons.